Molecule: messenger RNA, 1557 nt
Organism: Drosophila obscura
Lineage: Eukaryota; Metazoa; Arthropoda; Insecta; Diptera; Drosophilidae
Product: E3 ubiquitin-protein ligase MARCHF5
Exons: 2
Coding region: 120-1295 (391 amino acids)
Molecular function (GO): zinc ion binding
Source: RefSeq, a predicted model, not a curated record
AUUUAUCCAAAAGAAGUGUCAGCUGUAGUACUCGAUUUUCAGUCUUUGAGUUUGUUGUGUGAUCCAGCUGCAGCGGUUAUAUUUUCAAUUAAUAAGCUUUAGUGCUUAUUUGUGCUGGGAUGGCAAACCUCCACUUCCACAGGAUGGCCGCUUUCGAUGAGCAGGGGGACUCCAACUCGCAGGAGUCUUUUCCUGGCUCUGAAGGUAGUUCGGAGCACCAGGAGCAGGAGCGUACAUGCUGGAUAUGCUUUGCCAGCGAAGGGGAAAACCACCGGGCCCUGUGGGUGCAGCCGUGCCAGUGCCGUGGCACUACAAAGUGGGUGCACCAGAGCUGCCUCUACCGCUGGAUCGACGAGAAACAGAAAGGCAACAUCCGGCGCAUUGUCGUCUGCCAGCAGUGCUUGAUGGAGUACAUGAUAGUCUUUCCACCGAUGGGGCACCUGGCCACAGUGCUCGACUUCACGCAUGGUCUGGUCCGCCGUUUCAGCCCCUAUAUGGUUGCGUCGGUUUUCUUUGGCUCCAUCUACUGGUCGGCCAGUACGUUUGGCGCCAUCACUGUGGUCCAGGUCAUGGGGAAUCAGCGCGGCUUCGCGCUCAUUGAGAAUGCAAACUCGCUCGUUUUAGCCGCCGGUCUGCCCCUUAUUCCAAUGGCACUGGUGCUCUCGCGAUUCAUACGCUGGGAGGACGCCGUGCUAAACCUCAUUCGCAGUCGCCACAAUAUCUUUCGCAAGGUGCCCAUCCUGAGCUUGUUGUACAGAACCACUCCCGAACCAGAGGACACAUUGCCCAAUACAGACAACUCUUCAGCAAGUCCUCCGAUUGGCAUGGAUCCCUUGCAAAUAGCGCGGGUGUUCGCCGGUGCACUUCUUCUCCCCACUUUCGCAACUAUCUUCGGAGGUAUCUUCUUCAGGGGUGUGGAUGACUCCCUGCAUCGAAACCUGCUGGGCGGUGCCACCUUCAUUGCGGUCAAGGGCCUUCUCAAUAUCUACCUUCGACAGAAGCUCUUUUUACGCCGGCGCCAUCGUCUCAUAUUCGACUAUACCGAAGACAAUCUUCGCCUCUACAGUGGCAACGAGCCUGAUGGCGACCAAGGGGCAGCAGAGAGAGAAUCUCGCCAGAAUGCAGGUUUUGACAACGACAACGAUUCCACAACCGAUACCGAUUCAUAUGAUACUGACACGGACGAUGACUUUAAUAUCGACGAUCUGAACAUUGACAGCGACUCCGAGUCGGACUUGGAGUAUUAUCGUAGGAUAUAUCAAGACUCGUGGCGCACAUUAUCACGUCAAAAUUAGCGAAAGAAAAAUGAUAAAAGUCUGAAAACCCUAAUUAAAAAAUAUUAAAAGAAGAAGACAAAGGAGACACAGAAAACUUGAAAGAUACUGUGCGAAUGCUGGAGACUGGAGACGAGAGCAGCCAAAGCAUCGUGAGGGGCAUCUAAAUUGUUAUUAAUCACAGUAAAUCGUUCCUUAUUAGUUGUAUUUAAUUAUGUACGUUCUUAGGUGACUUGAGGGCUUUGUGGAACCCAUUAAUAAAGUAAACCCCGAUUUCACGAUC